Messenger RNA from Radiomyces spectabilis, 2286 nucleotides. Its product is annotated as P-loop containing nucleoside triphosphate hydrolase protein. Lineage: Eukaryota; Fungi; Mucoromycota; Mucoromycetes; Mucorales; Radiomycetaceae. The transcript is spliced from 8 exons. Gene Ontology annotation, molecular function: DNA binding; hydrolase activity; ATP binding. The record is from RefSeq and is a predicted model, not a curated record. The coding region runs from base 137 to 2071 and encodes 644 amino acids.
CUCGAGUUCAAUGAUAUGAGUACAUAUUUUAAAUUUUGGGUCCAGUGAAACGAAAAAUUACAGGCUGUUAUUUUUUCAUUUUUGUGCUGUCAAAUUAAUCGAAACUAAGACGACCCUUAUGUCCUGAUUCCUCUUGAUGCUUUCCAUUGUUCGUCUCAACCCUGCACAUUGUCCACUAAACUGCAGACUUGCUUGUACUCUGGUUCGCCGUUGGUCCUCCAGCGAGACUCCGGUCUUGCGAGGAUAUCAAAAAGCAUGCAUAGAGGCGUGUUUGGAAAAGCUGGCCAGCGGUCAACGGCGUCAAGUUGUGUCGCUGCCGGUCGGAAGCGGUAAAACUGUCGUCAUGGCCAAUCUGAUUCCUAGGAUACCGACACCUACCCCUCAGGCGACGAAAUCGCUCGUGCUGGCUCAUCGCUCCGAGCUGCUGCAGCAAGCGCAACGACAGAUUCAGCGUUUCAAUCCAUCUUUGUCGGUAGUAAUUGAUCAAGGAAGGUCAAAACCAUCCUUGGAUGACGCGGAUGUAGUGGUCGCUUCCGUCCCAACGCUGGGCCGACAAUCCUCAGAGCGUCUUUUGCGCUAUGAUCCGUCACAGUUCAAAACGAUUAUCAUUGACGAAGCUCAUCAUGCCGCAGCCGCUACCUAUACUCGCAUUUUACAGCACUUUCAGGCUACUCAACCAGAAUCCCACAUAUUUAUAUGGGGUUGCUCGGCAACGGUAAGAAGACAUGACGGGGUCAGCUUAUCAGGCGCAUUUGAAAACAUCUCGUACCACAUGGAUUUCCUCGAUAUGAUCGAAGCAGGAUGGCUUGCACCAAUGAAAGUAACUACAGUCAAAACAGAUGUAGACUUGAGCAAUGUAAAGACACAGUAUGAUGAUUUCAACCAGGCGGAACUAGCCGCCGCUGUAAAUACCUACACGCGAAACAAGGUCAUCUUCCAGAGCUGGAAGAAAUAUGCGGCUGACCAACGCAAGGCAACUCUCAUUUUCGCCGUCGAUAUGGCCCACACUCGAGAACUCUGUAAUGUAUUUCGAGCACAUGGAGUUCGAGCUGAAUUUUUGACGAGCGAGACACCGGCCGCAACACGUUACGAUUUGAUCAACGAAUUUAAACAGGGCACUUAUCCCGUUCUUGUCAACUGUGGUAUUCUAACCGAAGGCACCGAUAUUCCCCGCAUAGAUUGCAUUCUCAUGGCUCGCCCUACGCGUUCGGCCGUUCUUUUUCAGCAAAUGUUUGGUCGCGGCAUGCGACUGCAUCCCAGCAAAACUGAUUGUCUUGUCAUUGACUUUGUCGACAGUUUUGACCGAAUCGGAAAAGAAGGCCUGGUGACUUUUCCCACACUGAUGGGCUUGGAUCCCAAUGAGAUUGUUCAAGAUGAAGAUGUUUUGCAAAUCGAAAAACGCGUUGUGCUUGCUGAAAAAGAAAGCAAAAACCUUGCAAAUCUUUUUGAAACCUCACUUGUUCAAUCUGUUGAAAGCGAUGCGCAAGUUCAUCUCAAGAUUACGGAAUAUGAUGAUCUUGGGGAAUUAUCGAUCGACUGCUCUGGGUUACCGGAUUUACGCAAACUUUCCAGGAAUCAGUGGGUGGGCGUAGGCGAUGAUAUGUGCGUAUUGACCAUUCUUUCCAAAGGCGUAUUGACGUUGACACGGGAGGCAGACGAUAUUUGGCGGGCCAAAUUUCAGCAUACGUACGAGCAAAAGGCCGAACGCAAAUUCUUUCGAGCACAUACCAUCAACUUGGAAGCAGACUCAAAGCAAGAUGCAAUUCGUGCCGCGGAUACAUGGGUUCAACACAAAUUGUUAAAGAAUGAUAGAUCCAUUUGGCAAAUGAUGAGCCGCUCCGCAUCCUAUCGCGACGAUCCUGCUACGGAGCGUCAACUGCGAAUCCUUAAACGUUAUAAAAUCGAACCGACUCAAUCUUUCACGAAAGGUCAAGCCAUGGAUCUGAUUACCCGUAUGAAGUGGGGCCAGGGCAAGAUUUGGCGCAACAUUUGGAAACAACAUUUAGCGCAGAAAAAGAAGCAAAACAAGGCAAAGGGUGCACUGAAGCGGACCCAGCAACGGAUACCAUGAAAAGAACCAUUUCAUCAAUAGAUAAAGAAAAAAACAAAUAGACACUUGCGGUUGUAUUCCUGCGUAUGAAAUCGGACAGUUUGACACAUUCUAAUCCACAGACAAAACUCGUGGAGUGCUGACAUGAGAGUUUCAACAAGCUGUGGACGAAACGUAGGACGAUUCCUUUUGUUUUCGUAUGCGUCGAGUAGUGAAAUAAACGUGCAUCACUGCAU